This is a messenger RNA of Gossypium arboreum, 426 nucleotides long. Its product is annotated as 14 kDa proline-rich protein DC2.15-like. The transcript has a single exon. Lineage: Eukaryota; Viridiplantae; Streptophyta; Magnoliopsida; Malvales; Malvaceae. The record is from RefSeq and is a predicted model, not a curated record. Bases 34 to 426 code for a protein of 130 amino acids.
AGCAAGCCACUAGGGUUUUAAGAGAAGACCAAAAUGGCUUCAAAAAGAUCAGCUUCCAUGGCCCUCUUUCUAGCACUCAACAUUCUUUUCUUUUCCCUAGUCAGUGCUACUUGUCGAUCUUGCUCUUCUUCCAGCUCUAAUCUCACCCCCACCCCCACUCCAUCUGCACGAGGAAGGUGCCCCAGGGAUGCUCUUAAAUUAGGUGUAUGUGCCAAUGUGCUUAGCUUAGUCAAUGUCACUGUUGGUUCACCCCCAGUGAUGCCAUGUUGUUCCCUUCUCAAUGGCCUCAUUGACCUUGAAGCUGCCGCUUGCCUUUGCACCGCUAUCAGAGCUAACUUCUUAGGCCUCAAACUUAAUGUCCCAGUUUCCCUCAGCUUGCUUCUCAACGUUUGCUCAAGGAAUGUUCCUACUGGCUUCCAAUGCUAA